This is a messenger RNA of Rhagoletis pomonella (apple maggot), 2391 nucleotides long. RefSeq lists its product as uncharacterized. The transcript is spliced from 4 exons. Bases 1 to 2391 code for a protein of 796 amino acids. Lineage: Eukaryota; Metazoa; Arthropoda; Insecta; Diptera; Tephritidae. Gene Ontology annotation, biological process: proteolysis. Gene Ontology annotation, molecular function: aspartic-type endopeptidase activity. The record is from RefSeq and is a predicted model, not a curated record.
AUGAGGACGGAAUUUGAUGGAAAUCAUGCCAAAAUUAUGGCUAAACCGAGCCAAGAAGCUGACGAAUACAUUGCCAAGAAGUAUUACGAGCAUGUUAUUCAAGUAAUGCAAAAGUCCAUUCAGCAUUUAAAAAUACAAAAUGCAGCCGAAGAUUUACCAACAGUAAGCGGCAACCAACUUAAACCUGAAUCGAUGGGAGAAAUGAGUGAGUUCGAGCCAUCAGAAAUAAGAAAAUUCAAAAUUAAGCUUCAAAUACAGUUUGAAUAUGUAGAAGAAGCUUUUUCUGAAACUCGCAGUGUCCAUUUAAAAGUCAUUACUAAAGACUCAAUAGAAGAACAAAUAGAGGACUUCCGAGAAAAAUACAGCGUUAACAUUGAGAAGUUAACAGAUAAAUUGAAAAGGUGCACGCCAACACAAGCUGCGUCAUCUACUAUGAAACUACAGGAGAUUAAGAUUCCGAUAUUUUAUGGCGAGAUGAAUCAAUGGUCAUCAUUUAGCGAUCUUUUCCAAGGUUUGGUGCAUAAUUCGAAGCACUUUACUGAAGUAGAAAAGAUGUUCCGGCUGAAGUCGUCAUUAGGAGGAGAAGCUGGAAGAUUAGUUCAGCAUUUACCGGUAAUCGAAUACAACUAUGAAGCCGCUUGGCAAAUCCUCCAGGAAAGAUAUGAAAACAAAAGGCUGCAAUUCACAACACAAGUGGACAGACUUCUUGAUCAACCAACAGCAAAUGGGAAAAGUGCGGCAAGCAUGAAGCAACUUUUGGAUACCACCAAGGAAUGCAUUUAUGCUCUUAACGGGCUUAAAUUGAAUUUAAAUGACGAGCAAGCAAUUAUAGCUCGGAUAGUUGUUCGGAAACUAGACAAAGAAAGUCUCCGGUUAUAUGAGCAGAAUGUCAAGAAAACUAGGGAUAUCCAAAGCCUAGAUGAUGUUUUCCGUUUUCUGGAGCAGCAAUAUCAAGCUCUAGAAGCUAUACGAGACAGGAAAACAACUAAAUGGAGCAAUCAAAAGCAGCCACAACGAGCACCCACAUUCUUUACAGCUGCACAAAAGACCUGUAUAUAUUGCAAGAUUCCUGGGCAUCAAAUUGUUGAAUGCAGAAGGUUCCAGGCAUUGACUACGAUGAAUCGUAGAGGUUUCAUAGUAAACAAUAAGCUAUGCAAUAUUUGCCUCGACCAAGUAUAUGAAGGCAAUUGCAAGAAUAAGAAAAAAUGCACAACAGCCCAGAUAAGAGUGAAGGCGGCAAAUGGAGAGUACGUGACAUUGCGAGCACUAAUCGAUCAAGGAUCACAGAAGACUACCAUUUCUGAAGAAGCCGCUCAAACAGUACACUUACCAAAGAGAAGAGAAGUAACUGAGCUACAAGGGCUAGGAAAUACUACAGUGGGAGUCUCCAAAUUUAAAGUCAACAUUGAAAUCAGGCUAAGAUUCCUAAGCAACGAAGUGUACAAUGUCGAAGCACUGAUUUUGCCGAAAUUGGCGAGUGCACAACCUGAUAAAACAUUUAAAUGGGAUAUAGAACAAUGGAGAAACUAUACCUUAGCUGAUCCCAACUUCAAUAGGUCAGAUCGAAUCGACGUCGUUAUUGGAGGAGAUGUAUAUGCUGACAUAUUAGAAGAAGGCAUAUUUAAGGAAGAUCGAAUACUAGGCCAAGCUACGAAAUUAGGAUGGAUAUUGUCGGGAGUUUUACAACAACCGAGAAAAAAUGGUAGAAUUCUAGCGGCGGUGACCACAACGUUGGAGAAGUUUUGGGAAAUAGAAGACACCACAGCACCAACAUAUAUAGAAGAUGAUGAUGAAUGUAUGAAGAUAUUUGAUAAAACGACAACAAGAGAUGAAAAUAAUAGAUUUGUCGUCAAUCUACCUUUUAAGAAAGAAAAAGAGUUAGGCGACUCUCGCAAACAAGCAAUAGCGAGGUUUCUUAAUCUUGAGAAAAAGUUGGCUUCAGAUGACAACCUAAGAAAACAAUAUGUGCAAUUUAUGAGAGACUAUUUAGAAAUGGGCCACAUGAAAAAAGCAAGUGGAAAUAAUUGCGGAACAUACUAUUUGCCACAUCAAGCCGUAAUUCGAGAAGGAAGUCUCACAACUAAACUACGAGUAGUUUUCGAUGCAUCUGCAAAAACUACAAAUGGAAGUGAUAUUGAAAAGAUGUAUCGACAAAUUAAAGUAGCAGAAAGUGAUCAAGAUUAUCAACGUAUAUUGUGGAGAGAAGCGAAAGAAGGGCCGAUAGGAGAAUGCAAACUGCAAACAGUUACGUAUGGAACAGCAUCCGCUCCUUUUCUUGCAACGAGAACUUUACAAGAAAUUGCCAAAUCCUGCGAGCCUUACAAUUAUUUGCUUUCAAACAUCAUUAAAAACGACUUCUACAUGGACGAUUUAAUGACAGGAGCAGAUUAA